Molecule: messenger RNA, 1393 nt
Organism: Cryptomeria japonica (Japanese cedar)
Lineage: Eukaryota; Viridiplantae; Streptophyta; Pinopsida; Cupressales; Cupressaceae
Product: probable aspartic proteinase GIP2
Exons: 1
Coding region: 13-1290 (425 amino acids)
Biological process (GO): proteolysis
Molecular function (GO): aspartic-type endopeptidase activity
Source: RefSeq, a predicted model, not a curated record
UCUCAAUCCACAAUGACUUGCCUUGCCGUGCUCUUCUUUUUCUUUCUGUACUGGGCCUCUUCAAUACCAAGCUCUACAACCCGGAUAAUCACUAUGGCUGCUCCACUGUGGAAGGAUCCCACAACCCUCCAAUAUGUAAUGGAAUUCGAGCACAAGACUCCCCUGCGGAAAGACAGAGUGGUCAUAGAUCUGGCAGGAGACUUCCUGUGGCUCCACUGCAAAACCGCUGCCUACCAAUCCUCCACCUAUCUUUUCGUCCCCUGUCGCACUCCUCUCUGCACGGCCUCUGGAUCUGCCAUCUUCGGCUGCGGAGACUGCUCCAACAUUCCCCCGGGACCAAAAUCAUGCAGAAACGAUACAUGCCAGGAAGUGGUAACGAAUGGAGUGAGAGAGAUCUUUAAUGCAGAACUCUCUCAAGAUACAUUUGCACUGUAUCCCAGCGAUGGAAAGAGGGCAUCCCUGGCCUCCAAAAUAGUCGUUCCCCAAUUCGCUUUUGCCUGCGCCCCGUCCAGUUUGCUGCAGGGCCUGGCAAAGGGGGCGAUGGGAAUGGCGGGACUGAACCGGGGGUGGCUGGCUCUGCCUUUUCAGCUCAAUGUGGCUCUCGAAUUAGAUCGGAAAUUCGGGCUUUGCUUACCAGCCGGUGACGCUCCCGGAGCCGUCUUCUUCGGUGGCCCGCCUUACCUCCGCGGUCCAGACAAGGAAUACCCAUACAUCAAACUGAACUACACCUUCCUCCUCACUCCCAGGUACCCCAGGGAAUAUUACCUUAAUGUUCAGAGCAUCGAGAUCAACGGAAAGAGAUUGCCCAUUGAUGCAGAGCAACUGAAAUUGAAUUUGCAGGGCAGCCGAGGAACUAAGCUGAGCACCGUGGUGACAUACACGCAGGCUGCGACGCCCAUCUACACCGCCAUCCGUGACGGCUUUGUUAGGGAAGCAGAGGAGAUGGGCAUCUCACGCGUGGAGUCCGUUAAGCCUUUUGAUGCCUGCUUCGAUGCCACAACGGUGGGCUCCACUAAAACUGGACCCGCUGUGCCUGUGAUCGAUCUGGUUCUGGAUAACGAGUAUGUAUUUUGGAGGAUUCAUGGGGUCAAUUCUAUGGUUAAUGUAAAGGACGGAGUAAUGUGUCUGGCUUUCGUAGACGCAGGGAAAUACUCCACUGAAUCGAUUUUGGUCGGAAGUCAUCAGUUGCAGGACAAUCUGCUGCAGUUCGACUUGAUAGAGUUUAAGCUCUUUUUCAGCUCAUCGUUGCUCGCCUCCAACACUAAUUGCUCCAACUUCGUCUUUGCUUGACAUUUACACGCCUUACAGCUUCCAAAUAAAUUAACCUCAAGCUUAAUUCGCCUCUGUGAAUGUGAUACCUGCUGAGUACUUCAUGUGUGCAUUUCCUUUAUGG